Messenger RNA from Pediculus humanus corporis (human body louse), 1482 nucleotides. Its product is annotated as tyrosine-protein kinase Src64B, putative. Gene Ontology annotation, cellular component: extrinsic component of cytoplasmic side of plasma membrane. NCBI's taxonomy places the organism in Eukaryota, Metazoa, Arthropoda, Insecta, Psocodea, Pediculidae. Gene Ontology annotation, molecular function: ATP binding; non-membrane spanning protein tyrosine kinase activity; signaling receptor binding. Gene Ontology annotation, biological process: protein phosphorylation; cell differentiation; innate immune response. The record is from RefSeq and is a predicted model, not a curated record. The transcript is spliced from 7 exons. Bases 1 to 1482 code for a protein of 493 amino acids.
AUGACUCAGAAGGAUAUGAAACUAAAUCAAUCGAUAGUUUAUCAACAUGCGUAUAAAGUUCCUGACGGUGAAUUUAUAGUUCACACAGUAAAUGGAGGAGGAGGAGGAGGAGAUCCAAGAUAUACGCCCGACCCCAACAGACCUCCUGUUAUGCAAGUUAAAAGACAAGGAGUUGAUAUUAUUCGAACUCCUACGACACCAUUCCAUCCAACAUUGACACACAGAAGAAUUGUAAUAGCUAAAUAUCCUUACAAUGCCAGAGAGGCAGCUGAUGUUUCUUUCCUCAAAGGAGAUCGAAUGGAAAUACUUGAUGAUUCAGAGCCUGAUUGGUGGAGGGUAAAACAUUUGAGAACCGGAGAAGAAGGUUUUAUACCAUGGAAUUUCGUGGCCGAAGAAAAAUCUAUAGAAAGCGAAGAUUGGUUUUUCGGUAAAAUUUCGAGAAAAGAAGCCGAAAGGCUUUUACUGUCCGUAGAAAAUCCUAGGGGAACAUUUCUUGUCAGAAAUAGCGAGCACAAUCCAAAUGGUUUUUCUCUAUCCGUUAAAGAUUGGGAAGAAGCUAGAGGCUAUCAUCCAAAACAUUAUAAAAUAAAGCCAUUAGACAAUGGUGGAUUUUACAUAGCCACCAAUCAAACUUUCCCUAGUUUACAAAAUCUCGUUAUGGCUUAUUCGAAAAAUGCCCUUGGAUUAUGUCAUGUCUUAUCCCGACCUUGUCCUAAGCCUAAACCUCAAAUAUGGGAUCUUUCCAUUAACAUGCGUGAUCAAUGGGAAAUCGAUCGUUCAGAAAUUCAACUAAUAAAAAAACUGGGCCAGGGUAAUUUCGGAGAAGUUUGGUAUGGAAAAUGGAGAAACGAUAUCGAGGUGGCUGUGAAAACGCUUCGGCAAGGAACCAUGUCGACGGCUGCUUUCCUCCAGGAGGCUUCCAUAAUGAAAAAAUUUCGCCACGAUCGCCUUGUCGCCUUAUACGCAGUUUGUUCUAAAGAAGAACCCAUUUACAUUGUUCAAGAAUAUAUGAAUAAAGGAAGCCUUCUUGAAUUUUUAAGAAACGGAGAAGGGAAAGAUCUCGGUUUCGGUGAUUUAAUUUAUAUUGCCGCACAAAUUGCCAGUGGAAUGGAAUACCUUGAACAAAAACAACUCAUACAUCGUGAUCUGGCUGCCAGAAACGUUCUCAUAGGUGAUAAUAACGUAGCGAAAAUUUGUGAUUUCGGAUUGGCUAGAAUUAUUGAAGAUGAUGAAUAUUGUCCUAAACAAGGGUCACGUUUUCCCGUUAAAUGGACGGCUCCGGAAGCCAUUGUCUACGGUAGAUUUUCAAUCAAAUCCGACGUCUGGUCGUACGGUAUUCUUCUAAUGGAGCUUUUCACAUACGGACAAAUACCAUAUCCGGCCAUGCACGGUCGAGAGGUCAUAGAACAAGUCGAAAGGGGUUACCGCAUGCCAAAACCCGCUAUGUUGGGAUGCCAUACCCGAAAAGCGACCCACAUUUGA